CACGCCACUAAAGCCUUUGACGUCUCGUUGAUCGGGGGCUUCUAUUUAUCAGCGUGUCUGGAGGCGAGGGGGUUGUCAGCUCAGCGUUUGCCGGCGCCAGAGAGAGCGAGAGAGCGAGGAAGGAGGGAGGAACGGGCGCCGGGACUCGCUGUGUUGUGUGUGUGUGUGUUUCAGUCUACAAACUCUGCGCGUUGCUGACCGCCCGCCCGCCCGCCCGCCGGCCCAGCAGCCGCUUCUCUGCCUCUGUGAGCGGACACAGUCUACUGGGAGAUAUGGUUUGUGACUGAGGGAGAGAGGGAGACACAGACACUGACACAGAGAGAGAGAGAGAGGUUUGAGACGGACGAGGGAAAGGAGUGACCGUGUCGAGAAGAACUCCCGAAGAAUCAACUCGGUGGGAAGCGUCGACCAAACCCCACAUCCAGCAGCGGUCGGUGGGGACAGAGUUGGCGGCUCCUCCCGGUGUGAACACAGCGCACACAAGAGGGCAGACGGACAUCCACGCUCGCAGGGCAAGGCAAGGCAAGGCAAGGCAAUGCGGCUGGCCAGAGACUCAGCCCGCUUGCCUUUCCUCUUGUCCCUCGCCGCUCUGCUGGCGUCGCUGAGAGCGGUCCCGACCGGCAAACACGGCGGCAGCGGACAUAGAGAUGGAGAGGGUGCGACGCGGGAUGCCGGGCCACAGGUGAAGAGCCAUUCGGUUUCACGGCUGCUGCAGGGAGCGGAGGUGGAGGUGGAGGAUAAUAAGCUGGGAAGCUGGAAGGCCGAUGGCCAUCCCCGCCACAAGCAUCGGUGGUCGCCCCAGGGACCCGCCGACCUCCCGGCACAACCAAAGUUCGGCUCUGGCCUGGAGGAAGUCAACCCCUUUGUCCUGGACCUGAAGAACUUCCCCGACCUCACCAACGCCGACAUCAAUGCACAGAAUCCCAACAUUCAGGUGACCAUCGAGGUGGUGGACGAUCCCCAGGCUGAGAUCGAGAUGGACCUGUUGAAGGGGAACCUCAACGACUGGUCCCUCUCCUCUGCAGAAUGGUUGUCCCACAAGGACAUCUUCUGGCCCUUGUUCUGGGAGUAUCCCGACUCCACUGAGGUGGGAAGCCUGGACUCUGCAAACGGGAUGGACGGCGAUGAGGAGGAGGACUACGCAGUGGAGUACGAGGGAGAAGACACCUACCUCAGCACCUUGGAUGGAGUUUGGGACAGGGACUGGCCUUUGCAGAAGGGCUGGUCCUCCAAGGAAAAGUUUAAUUACGACCACAAGGACGAGGAAGACUGGAGCACGUGGUCGCCCUGCACGGUGACCUGCAGCACGGGCAACCAGAAACGCACCAGGUCUUGCGGUUACGCCUGCACCGCCACCGAGUCGCGGACCUGCGACCUCAACCGAUGCCCGGGGAUGGAAGAUGAUCUGAAUACAGCCACAGAAAAGACCCUGGAUGAGAGAGAGAAUGGAACAGAAUUGUUUGAUGCGGAAGUGGACAGCUGUGAGAAAUGGCUGAACUGCAAGAGCGAUUUCCUGAAGAAGUACCUCAGCAAGGCCCUGAUGGACCUGCCCAGCUGCCCCUGCACCUACCCCGCAGAGGCGGUCUACAGCGUUGUCAGCCUCCGCGAAGACGGCAAGGGCAGGUUCUUCCGCUGGCGCGACGCCAGCGGGCCCAAGGAGCGCCUGGACAUCUACAAGCCCACCUCCAAGUUCUGCAUCCGCUCCAUGCUGUCCUUCGACAGCGCCACCCUGGCCGCCCAGCACUGUUGCUACGACGACCAGAUGAGGCUGAUCACCCGGGGCAAGGGUGCCGGGGCUCCCAACCUCAUCAGCACCGAGUUCUCGCCCGAGCUGCACUACAAGGUGGACGUCUUGCCCUGGAUCCUGUGCAAAGGGGACUGGAGCCGCUACAACGCCGUGCGCCCGCCCAACAAUGGCAUGAACUGCUCGGAAAGCCCCUUGGAAGCCGACUUCAUGGCCCAGCUCAAGGAAGCGAAAGAAUACUGAGAAAGGGUGUAC
Leucoraja erinaceus (little skate) is the source of this 1999-nucleotide messenger RNA. RefSeq names its product isthmin-2-like. The transcript is spliced from 6 exons. The coding region runs from base 536 to 1987 and encodes 483 amino acids. NCBI's taxonomy places the organism in Eukaryota, Metazoa, Chordata, Chondrichthyes, Rajiformes, Rajidae. The record is from RefSeq and is a predicted model, not a curated record.